AUGUCUGAUCAGAUUCAUCAGCAUGUUGUCGACAAGACCUUGGUCGAAUGGAUUCUCCCUGAUUUUAUAACGUCGUCGGCAAAUGAUACCACAAUCUGCUCCAUUCUCCUCAUGACAACACUGCAGGCAUACUUCUCCUAUGGGGCGAGGAUAACCUGUGGCAUUCCUUCGGUUACUCUCGAAGGAGAGAAGGCUGACUGGGAGAGGCUGUACAAGCGCCUUGACCGUGCGUUUGACGGAAAGCCUGACAUACCUUUCUGGGAGCACGUCGUGAGCCAGAACAACCGGAUCUGUGGUCUGGACCUGCUUUCCGGAUGGAUCACAGCGUUCUGUGUGUGGGAUCAGGACGGGAAAUGGCUAGUCCGCUCUCGGCUGGCCGGCCCUCAGUCUUCGAGAAGCACAGUAAAUCCAGAUGACUACACUCUUGACGGCAUAUCGUACUUUGAACUUGAUAUGAAGCGCAUCCCCCACGGAUAUGGCGAUGUCGAUGUCCUGGUCGACGACAACGGACAGACGUUCGACUGCAAGAUGGUUUCGGGUCACGUUGCGGCGACGAUCACGAAGUCAAGUGACGACGAUGGAGCAUACGACACUCUCAGCCCUGCGCCCCAGUGGUUUCUGUAUGUCAAAGGGGAGAAGCCGCGGAGGGGAUAUGAAGAAGAGAGGGCAGACACAAUGAAAAGGUUAUUUGAACUCAGCAAGUUGCCAUUGGGCCAGUAUCAAGCGGGCUCCGGAGGUGCAUGA
Messenger RNA from Dichomitus squalens LYAD-421 SS1, 744 nucleotides. RefSeq lists its product as uncharacterized. The transcript is spliced from 5 exons. Bases 1 to 744 code for a protein of 247 amino acids. NCBI's taxonomy places the organism in Eukaryota, Fungi, Basidiomycota, Agaricomycetes, Polyporales, Polyporaceae. The record is from RefSeq and is a predicted model, not a curated record.